AUGAAUCAGGAAAAUCUUGACAAGCUGCCAGAUUCUGAUAAUGCUCUCAUUGAUGAAUGGAAAAACAGAAUCAAAAAGCAAAGAGAUCUUAAUAACGAUAAUGCAGAUAGAAAUAGUGUUCUCUCUUACUCCUCUAACUUCAGCAAAGGCUAUUACAGAGCAAGAAGAAAUAAUUAUCGAGCAGAUAAAGCCCUGGAUAGAAAGAAUAUGAGAAACCCCAGCUGGAAUAAAGUUUCUAAUGGAAAUUCUUCCUGUGUAAAAGGUAAUAAUGCGGAAGUGGUUGGCAGAUCAGUGGCAAGCGAAUAUAACUAUAAAAAUCCAAAAGUUUUGAAAAAGAAAGACCCAUCAACCUCCAAGAAUAAUAGAGUAAAGAUGAAUAAGACUGAGUUAGAGGAGAAAAACAAAGAAUUAAGACAUCCUGAGCAGCCAAUUAAUCAAGAAAAUUACGAGUACUUCCAAUAUAUAAAUGAGAACGAGAAGAUUGAACAUAAUGAAGGCCAGAACCAAGAUACCGAUGAGAAUAAAGAAAAUUUAGAAGGGGAUGAACUAGAACAGGUUGAUGCUGAAUCCUUAGAAUCUGUAGAAACUCCUAGACAUCCUUCAGAUAAGCAAAGCGAAUUUGAAAAAGAACUUUCCGAGCAAAAGAAAAAGAGAGACAUUGUCAAGCUAAAAGCCAGAGUAAUUCUUGAAAAGAUGAAAGAUGCUCCAAAAUAAACAAAUGGUUUUGAAUCCGCUUAAAAACCGUACAAGCAGAAGUACUACUAGACAAGCCGAACAUAAGCGUUCAAAAUUUUUACCAAAUGAUACUUCAAAUGUAGAAAAACAUGGAUAUCCAGAAACUCCUCAAAAGCUCCAUUCUAAAUGAUCUUUCAAUAAUUAUUCAGAUCAGAAGCAAGUACCAAUGAUGAACAAGAGUUUUAAGGCUGGAAAAACUAACUUAAGAUCCACUUCAAUGUACAGGACCCAGGCUCUUCCAAUGCUAAUCCCUGACCAAAACUUCAAACCUCGCAAAUGGAAAAUGGGACUCAGGGAUAAACUAGAUAACAAAGAAAAAUAUCUAAACAGUGAUCUUAAGAGACAAGAGAAAAUUGAUAGAACUAUUAUAAAGCAAAGAGUUAAGUCAAGAAUAGGAAUCAGACUUAAUCAAUAUAACAAGCAACUACUUGACCAAAUGAGAGCUGGAGUAGCAACUGGUCCUUUUGGUAAUUACAGCAGACCUUCUUGCAAAGAUUCAGUACAAGAAAAGUAUUCAGAUAGAUUUGGUAUCACAUCUGUUGAUACUCAAAAUUCUUUCCCCAAAUCAACCAUGCAGGAGUCUUUCACUUCAGAUGUUUUCAAGCAUCAUCGUGUUGAUAAAUUCAACUUUAAAAAGUUGUCAAGUUUUGGAGCAUACUGUAAUGCUCAGAAUGGAAAUGGAGUCUUCAUUAAUCCACCAGCUACUGGAUUGUAA
This is a messenger RNA of Moneuplotes crassus, 1450 nucleotides long. The record is from the annotation of a GenBank genome assembly. NCBI's taxonomy places the organism in Eukaryota, Ciliophora, Spirotrichea, Euplotida, Euplotidae.